AUGGCUAACCCAUCUCCAGCAAAGAGCAUAGGCGACCCUGGAAUCACACCGCUGUCUCCUACACACAUUCAGAAUGACACAGACCAGGUUCCGUCAGCAAUGCCCUUUGUGGUCGUGGUGGCCAUUGACUUUGGCACAACAUCAAGCGGCUAUGCUUAUGCAUUCACAAAGGAACCUGAGUGCAUUCAUACUAUGAGGCGUUGGGAAGGUGGUGAUCCUGGAGUAUCCAACCAAAAGACGCCAACCACAAUCUUGCUGACACCGGACAGAAAAUUUCACAGUUUUGGCUAUGCAGCACGUGACUUUUAUCAUGACCUAGAUCCCAGUGAGUCCAAGCAAUGGCUCUACCUGGAGAAAUUCAAAAUGAAGCUUCAUACCACAUCGAACUUAUCCAUCAACACGGAUCUCCAGGCAGCCAAUGGAAAGCGUGUGAAAGCUUUGGACAUUUUUGCUUAUGCACUGGCCUUCUUUAAAGAGCAAGCACUAAAGGAGCUGAGUGAUCAGACAGGUGGAGAGUUUGACAAUAAGGACGUCAGAUGGGUCAUCACUGUUCCUGCCAUAUGGAAAAUGCCUGCAAAACAAUUUAUGAGGGAAGCUGCCUAUAAGUCUGGUCUGGUGUCCCGUGACAACCCCGAGCAACUUAUCAUUGCUCUGGAACCUGAAGCGGCAUCAAUCUACUGCCGUAAGCUCCGCCUUCACCAAAUGGUGGACUUAAGCAACCACACCAAUCAGAAUGGCUUCAGUCCCACUGACAAUGUCAGCAGUACAAUGACCCAAGCCAACAAGGAGCAUGUUCGGCGCAACCGGCAAAGUCGCACUUUUUUGGUGGAAAAUGUCAUAGGGGAGCUUUGGUCGGAGCUGGAAGAAGGUGAUCGUUAUGUGGUGGUUGACUGUGGCGGAGGGACAGUGGAUCUUACUGUCCAUCAGAUUCGUCUCCCGGAAGGUCAUCUAAAAGAGCUUUACAAGGCCUCUGGUGGCCCAUAUGGCUCUCUUGGGAUUGACUAUGAAUUUGAGAAGCUGCUUUGUCAGAUCUUUGGCCAGGACUUCAUUGAUCAGUUCAAAAUCAAGCGGCCAGCAGCUUGGGUGGACUUAAUGAUUGCUUUUGAAUCACGGAAACGAGCAGCGGCGCCAGGCAGGUCCAAUCCCCUAAAUAUUAACUUGCCCUUCUCGUUCAUUGACUACUACAAGAAGUUCCGGGGCCACAGUGUUGAACACGCCCUACGCAAAAGCAAUGUGGAUUUUGUUAAAUGGUCAUCGCAGGGGAUGCUGAGGAUGAGUCCUGAUGCUAUGAAUUCCCUUUUCAAACCCACCAUCGACCAUAUCAUUCAGCACCUAAAUGAGCUCUUUGAGAAACCAGAAGUGAGCAACAUCAAAUUCCUUUUCCUUGUGGGGGGUUUCGCAGAAUCACCUCUGCUACAACAGGCAGUCCAGAACAUGCUUCAGGAACGCAGUCGCAUUAUUAUCCCUCACGAUGUCGGCCUCACUAUCCUGAAGGGUGCAGUGCUGUUCGGGUUGGACCCAAGCAUCAUUAAAAUCCGCCGCUCCCCACUUACGUACGGCGUCGGCGUCCUCAAUCGCUUUGUAGAGGGCAAGCAUCCUCCUGAAAAGCUGCUGGUGAAGGACGGAACUCGCUGGUGCACUGAUGUCUUUGACACCUUCAUUGCCGCCGACCAGUCAGUAGCGCUCGGCGAGAAUGUGAAACGGAGUUACACGCCAGCCAAGCCCUCGCAGCAGGUUAUCGUCAUCCACGUCUACUGCUCUGAGAAGGAGAGUGUGGGAUUCAUCAGCGAGUCUGGCGUCAAAAAGUGUGGCUCACUUCGCUUGGAUGUUAGUGGCACAGAAAGCGCGGCUCCACGCCGUGAGAUCCAGACACUCAUGCAGUUUGGUGACACCGAAAUUAGAGCCAUGGCAGUGGAUGUGUCCACUGGGCGCACAGUUAAAGCUAGCAUCGACUUCCUCAGCCAUUAA
This is a messenger RNA of Nerophis lumbriciformis (worm pipefish), 1968 nucleotides long. The record is from RefSeq and is a predicted model, not a curated record. Lineage: Eukaryota; Metazoa; Chordata; Actinopteri; Syngnathiformes; Syngnathidae.